Molecule: messenger RNA, 2922 nt
Organism: Pangasianodon hypophthalmus (striped catfish)
Lineage: Eukaryota; Metazoa; Chordata; Actinopteri; Siluriformes; Pangasiidae
Gene: gabrz
Product: gamma-aminobutyric acid type A receptor subunit zeta
Exons: 10
Coding region: 358-1701 (447 amino acids)
Biological process (GO): chemical synaptic transmission; regulation of membrane potential; monoatomic ion transmembrane transport
Cellular component (GO): membrane; neuron projection; synapse
Molecular function (GO): extracellular ligand-gated monoatomic ion channel activity; GABA-A receptor activity; neurotransmitter receptor activity
Source: RefSeq, a predicted model, not a curated record
UUCCACUAAUUACAUACUAUUUACCCAUACUCUUUAGUAGGUUAGUAUGCAGUGGACUCUCUGAGCGCGAGCGCAUCUGACGCGGGUUUCAACGCAAACAAAACGCAAGGUCUACUUUCUACAAACGUGAUUGCUCAGCUCUUAUACAGACUUCAGGUUGUUUAUUGCAUUUUAAGAGAGAAACAAGUGGAAUGUUGCUUUAAAGGAAAAAAAUAUAUAUAUAUUUAGCUGACAGAAGCAUCUGACGCACUGAGGCUGUGCAGAUGAGCGCUCAGUUAUUCGCCGCUGCUCCUGUUCAGUUUGGACAUGCACACGCGUGAACGACUUUAAAUACAUACGCUUGAGACUCCAGCAGCCAUGUGUUCAUGCAGCCCCCUGGGCUCUGUAGUCUUCCUUCUUAUUAUUAGCAGGAUCAUACAGGUUUCAAACUCCAGUGCUGAGGAGGUCCUACCACCUACCAUUCAGAAACUGAUGAAGGGCUACAACAAGUACCUGAGGCCUUUCUUCGGGAAUGGUCCUGUUACUGUUGGCAUGAGUUUGGACAUCGCCAGCAUAGAUACUAUAUCAGAGAUCAACAUGGACUACACAGCAACUAUCUUCUUGCGGCAGCGCUGGACAGAUGAGCGUCUGUGCUUUGAUGGCAAUAAGAGCCUGAGUUUGGACGGCAGGCUGGUGGAGCUUCUCUGGGUUCCUGACACGUUCAUUGUGGACUCCAAAAAAUCCUUUCUGCAUGACAUCACUGUGGAGAACAGACUGAUCAGGAUAUUCCCAAACGGCACCGUGCUUUAUGCUCUGAGAAUCACCACCACAGUGGCCUGCAGUAUGGACCUGACCAAGUAUCCCAUGGACAAACAAACUUGCACACUUCAGCUAGAAAGCUGGGGUUAUAAUGUGAAAGAUGUGGUGUUUCAUUGGACACGUGGGAACCAGUCAGUUAGUGGACUUGAUACUCUGCAGCUGGCCCAGUACACACUGGAGGACUACUAUACCUCAGAGUCUGAAGCUGUGUAUGAGACAGGCAGGUACCCAAAGCUGAUUUUCCACUUCCAGCUGAGGCGAAGCAUCCUAUACUUCAUUCUGGAGACUUAUGUGCCAUCUAGUGCCCUGGUGGUUUUGUCCUGGGUCUCCUUCUGGAUCAGCCAGUCCUCUGUCCCUGCUCGCAUUUGCAUAGGGGUGACCACAGUCCUGACAAUGACCACUCUGAUGAUGGGCGCACGCACUUCUCUGCCCAAUGCUAACUGCUUCAUUAAAGCCAUUGAUGUGUACCUGGGUAUCUGCUUCAGCUUCAUCUUUGGUGCCCUCAUAGAGUAUGCUGUGGCCCAUUUCUGUACUUUACACCAACCAAAUGCUGCCAAUGCAUAUAUGUAUGGACAGGAGAUGCAGGAACGUGAGGAUGAGAUGAAUGGGAUCGUCGCAUCCAUCGGCAGCCAGGCUCUGCGGGUACGCAGAAGGGAGGAGAUGCUGUCCCGUGCUGGCAGUACUAGCAGUCCCACUCCCAGUGACACUAAAGAGGACAAGUCGUCCUCCCAGACCAAGAGUGGCUGCACCAAGUCCCUGUCACUGCUGCGCCGCAUUGUGUGCUUCCUGAACUGUUGCCAUGUGGAAAACCCACACUACAUUGACAACUACUCACGUCUGACCUUCCCUCUGUCCUUCAUCUUCAUUAAUCUGCUCUACUGGACCUACUACCUGUACUUUUAGUGUGUGUGUUUUUAUGAGUGUGAGGGUUUCAUAUCUCUGGAAUAUGUUACAGCAAUUUGGGGAUUUAAUGCACUUUUCUCUUAGCAUGUUUUUUGCAGAUACUACAUGUGACUCAUGCAUAUAGUAUGUAACUUUUACUCGUUUUGUCCUACAGGAUGUGUGUUUAUUUGGACUGGUCAAGGUUGUAACAGUGGAUGAGUUUGGAUGAGUGUUGAUUCCCAAAGGUAUGUUUAUGUGAGAAAUAUGUGCCCUUUGUUUUCAGUAGAGCUUCACAAGACUACACAAGACUAUCCAAUGCAACUAAAAGAACGAAAGUGUGAAACAAACGUGACUAUUUUAAAUUCUACAUAUUUUAAAGCAGGAUCAAUAAUGUAAUAAUGAAUAGCAAGACCAAAGAUUUAAUUCAUUUUUAGUAUCUAUGAAUUCAAAUAUUUCAGUGCAUGUUAUUAGAUGUUAGGCAGGUAGCAUUAUAUGAAUUAUUUCAGUUAUUGUUAUUUGAACAGUCAGUGUCAUUGAGCUUUGUGAUUAUAAAUUGCUGCCUUCAAGAAAAAAAAAUCACCAAAUGAUUUUUUUCACCAAGCAUGACAGUGAAUCGAUAACAUCACUGCAGUGUUGUUUUUCUGUGUCAAUGACAUGACCAUUUAACAUUAUUUUCUUCAUCCAAAAAUACCAACAUAAUCAGGCGAAUUUCAAAAGUGAAAUGAAACUUGAAACAGUUGAAAGUUGUUAUUAUUAAUAUUAGUAUAAUAUUUUACGCACGUAUUGGUCAGCAGAAAUAGGAGCUGGGUUUUAUUUUGUGUACAUACUGAACUAUAUUUAUUCAAAGCAUCCCUCCAACUUGGUGUAUGUUCUGUAGAGAGUUGCAGGCUUAUGUUAGUUUUAUCACUAUCUUUUCUUACAUUGUCCUUUGCCCUUUUUUAUUAACUGCACAGAAUAUUCAAUUGUUUUACAGAUAUAAUGUCUUCCUACUGUACUGAAUUUUGAACCACAAAGGCAUUAUUUAUUAGCAAGAGUUUCUUAUUACUAUAAAGGUCUUUACAGAUGUUUUGCAAGUUAUAUAUUUCCAGUCAUGCAUGAGUCUUGUGCAGUGGAAAUAAGCCAUGUGGCUCCAGUAUGUUUUUCAUGCAUGGGAGAUUAUGAUGCAUCAAUUCCCACAGCUUGUGAGGAAGGGUGCAUGGUUUUGGCUGUGGGAAGUUUUACAAUAAACUAGAUCAUAAUUGU